CUUGUCCCGGCUUAAAUAGAAAAUGGAGCGGGUUUUAAACGUGUAAAAUGGCAUCUAUUCUUGAAUUAGUUCUCCAAGACAAACUGUCGAGUGAUAUUUUGGUAGCCUGGCUUAAGAAUGAUAAAGCGGUAACAGUUCCAAAUGAAUUAAAAGAGCUAGCCAACGUAAAACAGGAGUUCAUCCCGUUUUUCCUGAACUAUCUGCGAGACCAUACAGUCCAUCUGAUUCAAAGCUCGUCCUCGGCCACUCCAUCACCUGCCAAAACUCCAUCAUUAAAAAAGCUGCAAAAGUCUGUGAAGCGUACCAGGGAUCAUGGAAAACGCCAACAACUGUUUGGGGCAAGUCCUGCAGGUGACGCAGAUGAUUUUCAUAAUCUGCCAGCAUCUGUAUUUUCACCCAACACAUCCAUAGAUUCUCCGGGACACUUUAACCCUGUGAAUCAGAAGGGAGAUAGGAACCAUGGGAAAGGGUAUAGAGGUCAGAAGGCUUCACCCCAGUGUGGCAGUCAGAGAAGUGGAUACUCCCAACAAACUCCCGAACAGAGAUCUAAACAAAAGUUAAGUCUGGCCGAGUUCAUUACCCCAGAGCAGGGCGGCCAGUCUUGGAAAAAGAAAUCUCCACAUUCAGGCAACAGACGCGAAUUGUCUUGUAGUAUGGAUAACACUCCCACAAAUUUUGCAACGCAAGGGAGAAAAUCUGGUGGGAAGAAGAGACAUAGUUACAGCCCUCUAGUUCAAAAUAGUGUUACUCCCAGUGAGAGUCCUGCCCCUGUUUUUUGUCUCACUAAUUCUAGUGAUUUCCCACCCAUGGGAGGCGAGGGAAAACACUCAAAGAAAAACAACAGGAGAUCAUUAGAUUCAAAUCUUCCUGUAUCAGAGAACUGUGAUAACAAAACAUCUAGGGUGAUAAAUUUUUCAAACACUAAGUUGGAACAGUCAAGUGGAAUUGGAAAAUUUGCCAGAGACAGACUGCAAGAAGUGAAAAGAAUUUCACCAGUAACAAUACAGACAAAUAAUUCAGGGCCAAGGAGGAUAACUCCAACAUUGGUCAAGACAGACAACUCUGUACAACAGAAUUCUGCAUUUCUAGGCCCAAUAGAUGAAAACGAAAAACCAAAUCCUGUCUUCCAGAGUUCUACUGAGGUUCCCAGCAGUUCUGAUGUGCUGCAGGAAGAGCGGAAACUUCUACAGGAACAGAAAGCUAAGUCUGGCAGUCGGUCAUCUGAAGGCCCCACCCCCCAGGGUAGGCCCACCACAAGUGUGGCCACGCCCACCAAGCUGGCUCUGGAGCACAGCACAAGUGUUGUGGAGAUAAGGGAGGCAUGUCUAGGAGAGGUCACUCAUCUGGAUAAGCUUGAUACCCUCGUAUCCCUGUAUGCAAAGUGCUUGGAAGGUAAUCUGUUCCCAAAUAUGGUUGUGGAGCUGUAUUUCCUUGUUCAGCUGCUUGCAGCUCGGGGUGGGGAGGUUGAGGAUACAUUUGUGUAUGGAAAUGAUGUGAUAGAGGUUAACUACUUAUCUUCCAUACACAACACGGUCUACUUUGCUGUUAGCUCUCUAGACCUGCAAAGAAGGUUUGUGUGUAUGGUGGACCGCUGCACGUUGAGAUUGCUCCUUGAGAAUGUGCGAGUGGCCACAUUCUCCCCGGAUCUUCUCUCAUACCUAGAACACUGCUACAACAAAGCUGAACUCAAGAAGGGGUCAGCAUUUCUGAAGUCUCCAAUCGGCAGUGUAUCAUUCCAGGCUGAUACAGAUAACAGGAAAAACUUCCCAACUGACAAAUCCUUCCACUUGUUCCGAAAACAGAGGGAUGGCUUUUACGAGUUGCUACGUGAGUGGGAGGCUAGCAGAAUGAACCCGAACUACAAGAUGCGGGAAGUGUUCGGGGAUCGUGUACGAGUCAUCUUGGGUGGGCAGACGGACCUCGCCAACAUGAUCCACUUUGCGCGGCUCUUCAUGUACCAACUUAUUGCGAUGUGCAAGGGCGAAGGUAGCAUCAGAAACAAUGACGACGAUGAAAGUAUCGCCCUGCUCAGCCAGCUCAAACGAACAAACCCAGAGAAAUUCAAACGGCUGCAGGAACGCUUCAUCAAGCCGCUGAGUGUAGGGGGACCCUGUCCUGGCCCAACUUUCCCAGGCAUUCAGGAGUUCUUCAGGGACUUUAUAAUGGUUGGGUGUAACCCACAAUUGAACCAACACCUUAAUGACAUGUUUACGGCCAAAGUUUUGGAGCUUAAUGACACAAGUUUUGCCACACACGAUGAUGAGGAUGCAGCUGCUGGAAAUGGUGAUGACGAGGAGAGAGAGGUGUUUGUGUCAGUGUUAUUGAGCCUGAGACUGGUAAGCAAGUUCCUGGGCUUUGUCACUUUUCUGCCGUACCAGUCCACAGACCGGAUCCCUGACAGCAUCGAAACCACCUACAUCAACACAAGAAACAGGCACUUACCCUCUGUAGACCUGAAGGCAUGCCUGUGUUCUGCUGUUGCCAAUGGCAAUCUGACCCUGACAGUCCCCUGGGUGGUGGAGUAUUUAUCCAUGAUGGACCCACUGGCGCCAAGACUUGAUGUCUUCCAAGAGGUGUUACUGCUUCUGCUUUACAUACACAGAUAUGUGUGGGUACAGCUUCUUGAUGAACCUAGUUACGGAAAUCUGCAGGUGACCGCUCUCAUCAGCUGGCUAAUGGAGAACUCAGUGAUACCAGACGGCAUGUUUUUCUACGAGAUCCCUGAAAAUAUCAGCACAUUGGUCAAAGAUUCCAUGCCUUCCCUUGCAGCCUUGGAUAACAGAAGUUUUGUGGACCAGUCUCUUUUCUACACAUGCUGCCCAUACAUUGGUGAAUUGAAAACGCUGCUGGUAGAUUUCUCUGUUGGCUGCAGCAGCAAGAUAUCUACAGUGAGGAAGAUCACCCCGAUAUCUGCUGACAUCCCCACUCAAACAUCAAUCACUCACAGGCAGUUGCAGCUCCAGCUAGAGGAGAACUUCUUCCACAAUCACCCAGCGUCCAUGAAGCGGGUGGUGGAUUUUGUUGCUGAUCGGACGGCAUCUAACUUCAUCAAGAAGUUCCGGGCAGGGCUGCUCCACACAUCAGUGGACCAUGGAAAGGCCAUGGUGCUCGAACAGUUACUGUUAGCCAUGCCCGAGGGCUCGCCAAGUAGCAAGUUGAAGGACCGUAUCCCCCUGGUGACGAUGAAGGUAGCGCAGGAUUUGGUGGCCAGCAUGAGGGCACAGGUCUCAGUUCAGGCUCCAAGCUACUGCCACACCAAGGUUCCUGCACUUAUGGCUCUGUUGCUGCCCGACGACCAGUCUGAGAACGUGCUAGCCAUGGUAUCUGGUAUAGGUGAAAGGAUUGCCGGAGAAAAGAUCACCGCAUGGAUAAAUAAGCAUCUUACCAUGGCAAUGUACCAGUCCGAAAUAAUGCCAGACCCAGAGAAGGUGACAAAAACAUUGUCGUCUGCUGGCCAGGACAGAACCAGUCCAGUGAAGAGCUUGUCUACUGGUAACCAGUCCAGGGAAGGGGAAAUUAUCAGUGCAACAUCGCAUAAUGAGUCUCUCAAACAUCCAUCAGAAGUUUUCAUAGAUUUCAAGGACUGCAUAAAGAAUGUAUGUCUUCGCGGAGCUAACCUGUCAGAGGAGAGGGUGUGGUCUUUACUUGGGGAGACCAGACGGACAUUUGAACACAGGCGGGACAUUCUGCCGUCUGUUCAUAGGUCCUUCACCCAGCUUACACUGGAAUUACUCCUGUAUCUCUUAGUCAGUCAGCCUGCCCUGUACAAGCGGUCUGUGAUAGAGGAGUGUACCAGUCUAUGGAAAACUGUACUUCACGACAAAACCAGUCUAGGGCAGGUCUUCUCAGGAAGAGUUGUAACACUUGUCAGCCAGGCUUCCGAUCAACAGAAAGCAUGGAGAGAUUACACCCAGCUUCUGUCCGAGAUGUACAAACUGGGUCUGAUGCCACCGGGACAGUUAACAGACAGUGGAAAUAAGUUUAUCAACAAAAUCAAGGAGAAGGAGCUUAUCACCAGACUGGUUCACUGUCUAUGUGAGGUUGGACAGUCUAUGAGUGACACAGAAAGAGCAGAAAUUCUUGGUACCAGUCUUCAGCUCCUCUAUAACAUGUUACCAGAAGACUGUGAUGAGGCAUUGCUCAUUUUGAAAGCCCUCGGAUUUACGAAUAACAAUAAUGGUAUAUUUGGUGCAGAAGAUAAAUUCCUGUGAUAAAAGUGACUAAGCAUUGUGUUCAGUUGUGUUCAUUAUGAAUAAAUGGGGAAUGUUAGAAAGAGUGAUCUCAUGCUAGAAACUCUUAGAGUGAUACUGGUAUUUGAAAUCAAUAAAUAAACAUGUAAAACAAACACAAAUUUUGAGUGAUAACUUUAAACUACUAUAAACUAAAUAUUACAUUUAUGGAAAAUAUUAAUUACUGAUAACAAGGUUGUAACAGUGUAUUUAAUAGCUGAAAAUGCAUAAAUAUUAAUGACUGGUGGGUCCUUAAAGAUAUACAGUGAUCAACUAUCACCUCAUAAGGAAGAAAUACUUUGUUUUCUGCACCUUUCUUUUAAAUUAAACACAGUAUCCCUUUGAAUCAUUGUUUUUAAUAUUUAUUCAUCCUUUUUUGGUAAAUUAAAACAAUUGUUUUAAAUGUGGUACUGAAACAUAUUCUAUUACCGGGUAAUGUGGGUACGCUUAUUUGGGAGUAAGAGUGCAUCUUUAAGUUACCCAGUACAAUGAUGGUGCUGUCAGUGCAUAGUUCGACUGUUUUCAUCAAAAUAGUUGUACAUGAAGAUCAGGGGAAAAGCAAGAAAAACCAUCUCUCACACCUCAGAUAAGUAGAUUCAAUAAUUUAACCAUGCUUGAAAUUCUUAUCUUGCCCACGUGCGAAGAUAAAAUGCCCGUAUGGAACUCCUUUUUAAUGGUCGCCGCAUUGUAAUUACCUCCCUUGUUGAACUCUGUGGUGUGUAGCAUCAUGGAAACCUUGUCUUGUGGCAAUAUUCAGAAUGCUAAUUAACUAUUUCUCACUUGAAAUGUCACCAUAAAACAGUUUUCACGCACAUUUCAAGAAAUAAUGCUUCACUCUCCUUAGAACUAUUUAAAAACCGAUUUGACUAUUAACAUAAUCUGAAUCACUGCGCGCAUAUCCAUGACAACCAAGAAUUAUCGCAUAUCCAUACGCAAUUAUUUUUACUUAAUUUUGAUAACUGAGGUGGGAGAAAAAGCAUCUACCAUAGCCGCUCGUGUAAGAUAGGUUAAUCCCGACCCUCGCGCAGGGUGUUUUGCGGAAACUUGGUAAACCUCGUUUCUGAAAAAAAAACCUACGCUCGGGUCGGAAUGAACCUAUCUUACACUCUUGGCCAUGGAAGAUACUUAUAAUCUUGGAUCAGCCUUUUUAUUGAACAUGUGCAGAUUUUAGAAAAUGUACCAAAAUCAAUAAUUGUAUCACAUCUUUGGAUUUCAUACUUAAUAAGUCAUUUUUUGUGAAUAUGAGUUACUAGUAUUGCAUACUAGUAAUGAUGACUAGUGUAAUGGUGAUUUUCAACCAAAAACCUGUUGGUGCGUCAUUACUUAGAGGACCUGUAAGGCUUUCAGCAGUGUUUUGUAUAUAUUUCUAAAAAAAAUGCAAGUUAUGUGUUCUUAUAAUAGAUUCAGGUGCAAUAUAUUCUGUUACAUGUAUAAGAUUUGGUGAAGGACCUAUAGAUAAAAGGCAAUUUCAUUUGUAAUCUCGUGUAAAACAUGUGAUUUAUUUAUGAUGUGAAAUUGUAAUUUAAUUGACAAAUCUCACUCAAACUUGGCAUUGACUUUGUAAUGUUACUGAAUUGGAUGUAUGAUGUAUGAUUGCACAUAUUGUGCUUUAUUGAUCAGGGGCCGUAUUCAUAAAACCUCUUGGUGAACAUUUUAAACUUCGUGAACAUUUCCGAUUUUUUUUACGAUUAUUUCAAUUUCUCUACUUUUCAUCACAAUUUUUUAUAUGCUAUUAUUAUUAAAACUAUUUUCUUGCUUAUUUUCAUAUUUUUGGUGAACAAACAUAUUUUUUUUAAAUCAACUUAGAAGGAAUGACUUUUUCCAGUAAGUUGAUUUUUUUGACAAAGAUGCCUGAUGAUUCGGCCCCAGAUAAAAUGAUCUGAAAACAUACAUCUAAGUAACUGUGAUAUUGCUGAGUUUUCUGAUGAUAAUAUUUGAAAAAAAAAUAAAAAAAAUACACAAACCGUUUUUCUUCAUUC
This is a messenger RNA of Mya arenaria, 6208 nucleotides long. Its product is annotated as codanin-1-like. Gene Ontology annotation, cellular component: nucleus. The record is from RefSeq and is a predicted model, not a curated record. Gene Ontology annotation, biological process: chromatin organization. Bases 48 to 4211 code for a protein of 1387 amino acids. NCBI's taxonomy places the organism in Eukaryota, Metazoa, Mollusca, Bivalvia, Myida, Myidae. The transcript has 24 exons.